Molecule: messenger RNA, 1194 nt
Organism: Fusarium mangiferae
Lineage: Eukaryota; Fungi; Ascomycota; Sordariomycetes; Hypocreales; Nectriaceae
Exons: 7
Coding region: 1-1194 (397 amino acids)
Source: RefSeq, a predicted model, not a curated record
AUGAUUCAUGCCAGAAAACUUGUUCCUUUACUUAUUUUAGCAUACUCAGUUGUUCAGAUUGAUGCUCUAUCUACAACGCCUAUCCCACAAUGCGCUCUCCAAUGUGUAUCUCAGGCAGUUAGCCAAGCCGGUGGAUCAAAUUACAAAUGUAUGGAUCCGGAUGCUACGAAAGAAUUGAUCAGUUGCAUCUCUCCAAUUUGUAACGCUCAAGAGACAAAGACCUUUUUGGAGAGACGCAAGCAGCUAUGUGAAGCGCCGCUAACAGAUCAUCGCCAAUCGAUUCGGAUAAUAGUUACAUUAUUUGCAAUAAUUGCCACAGUGUUCAUAAUUCUGAGAGUCUCAUCAAGAUUCAUCUUGAAGACCCCGUGGGGCUCUGAUGAUACCUCAUCCCUUAUGACUUUUUUAACCCUAAUACCGUUUACUGUCUUUACCAUACUCGCUAUAAAAGCUGGGGUUGGGAUGUCUGCACCACUAUUCAAUCCCAAAACAAUAUCUCAUCUUUUCAGGGUAUUGUAUACUUGUCCUCUACUGAUGUCAAACGAUGCUAAGAAAUCCAAGUGGACAUUCAUUGUCCACAUUCACUACAUUAUAGGUGUUGCGUUGGCUAAAAUCUCGAUCUUGUUCUUUUAUAUGCGGAUAUUCCCCGACUACAAAUUCACCAUCUUGGUAUGGGUGACUAUGGCUUUUAUUGGUGUCUCUUCAAUUACCCUAAUCACUCUUACUUUCACGGUGGGACGUGCCGUCACACUCUGCUUGAACGUCAAAGAGGACUUUUUAUUCACGGCAGACAAGUACUUCAGUCUCAACGUAAUCAUCCUGGUAUAUUGCGCGCUUAAUUGCGUUCUGGAUAUCUGGUUGCUUGCCUUACCUAUGCCACAGCUCUAUGGGAUGGGACUGAAACGGAGAAAAAAGAUUCGAGUUAUGGCCAUGUUUAGCCUGGGUGCUUUUCUUCUCCGGACUAUAAUGCAGGCACAGAUUCUCUUACCCUCUCAAGGAGCAGUGGAUGCUGGCCAACAAUGGAUCGUUCUUUGCGCAUGCGUGGAAAAUUAUGUUGGUUGCAUUGUGACCUGCAUUCCGGCAGCCAGGCAGCUAUUAUCGAGAUUGCUUUCUAGACAUUCAGGAGACCCACAGAGCAAGACACCUGUCUUCGUAGUGCGGUCUCUUGCUGAAAUUACUGACGAUGAGACGUCAUAG